This is a messenger RNA of Papilio xuthus (Asian swallowtail), 2791 nucleotides long. RefSeq names its product PDZ domain-containing protein sprite (gene sprt). Lineage: Eukaryota; Metazoa; Arthropoda; Insecta; Lepidoptera; Papilionidae. Gene Ontology annotation, molecular function: protein binding. Bases 47 to 2344 code for a protein of 765 amino acids. The transcript is spliced from 8 exons. The record is from RefSeq and is a predicted model, not a curated record.
CUUGGAGACGGGCGGGGUCGUCGACCUCGACACUCUGGAGGCGAAGAUGGCGAGCAUCGAGGUGUCGCUGGCGGGGUGCGGGCGGCGCGGGGGCGCGCGCGAAUUGGACGCCCUGCGCGCCGCGCUACUGGAUAAGGAUACACUUAUACAGAACCUUAAGAAGCAGCUAAGCGCGUCGCUCAGCGCAGCGCGGCUAGCGGCACAGGCGGCGUCGCCGGCGGGUCCGCGGGGCGCACGGGCGUCGCGGGGUGGACGCGAAGAGCCCGCUGCGUUGUCAGCAGAGGAGCGGCGCGCACUGGAGGACCGAGCCGCAGCGCUCAACGCUGACCUGCAGACGCGUCGUGACAACAUUCAAGAGCUCAGGAAACGGCUCGAGCACACACAUGUCACCGAGAGUAUCGACUCGCGCAUCGAGCAGGCGGAGCUGCAGUACCGGUUGGGGCGCGAGGAGCUGGAGCUGCUGUCGCUAGGCGAGCAGGCGCGCGCGCUUGCACUCCUCAUCGAGCACGCCAGCGCCGCCGCACGGCACGACAACACACUAUACAGUGUGGUGGAGGAGUGCGGCGGUCGGGCGCUGUUGGUGUGUGCGGAGGAGGGCACUGGGAGCGCGAGGUGGGGUGCAGAGGCGCGCGGGGCAGGGCUGGCCGUGCGCUGGGCCGAGGAGCACUCGCCGCUCAGACCGGGAGACAGGUUAAUAGAAGUUAACGGCACGUCGAUGGUGAGCUGCAGCAGUGAGGAGGAGCUGCAGCGCGCGCUGUCCGCCGCCCGCCCCGCGCGCCUCCUGCUGCUGCGCGACCAGCGCCCUGCGCACCCCCUACACUCCCCACACGGUCCACCGCCGUCCAACACAUUCACACAUAGCGAAGCGGCGGCACUGCGGUCGGAGUUGGGCGCGCUACGGACGGCGGCAGAGCAGGCGGAGCGCGCCAAGGAGGGUCUGCGAGCCGAUAACACGCGCCUCACGCACCGAAUCUCCUAUCUCGAGGAUCAGGUAGCCGAGCUGCUCUCCAGGCACGCGCAGUUGCACCCGGUGAGCAGUAGCGAAAGCUGCAUCACAGUCAACAAGACGAAGAAAAACGUGACGAACAUCAACAUAACGACGGAGCCACAGCAGCCGAGCAGGCCGAGCCCAAAGUCCGAGGUGCAGGUGUUCCAGAAGGGUCCCGACAUCACGGCCAUCGUGGCCAAGCUACCCGGUCUGGACGCCUCCGAGGUCGACCUCCCCGUACUGCGGCCGCGUUCCAACGCCUCGGGCGCCUCUUCGCGUGCCGCCGUCUCGCCGCGCGCCUCGCCCGCGCCGCAGCGUCGCGCACAUAGCUCGCACGGACCAGAGUCUCGCACGGGCCGCGUCCGACACUCCAUCUCGCACCAUUGCAUACACGCCGCCGUCGACUACGGCGCAGAGACCGACGCAGCCAUUCGCAUGAUCGAACGAAACCAAAGACACAUGGAGAAGCAGCGAAUGAAAAACGAAAGAUUCAAUAAAUCGCAGACCGAGGACCGUUUCAGAUCCGACAGCGACUUAGACGGCAAAGACUCGCAUUCGACCGGUCGCUCCUGCGAACCGAAACAUUACGAGAUCAAAAAGGCUGCCGACAGAAUAGAAGAAAGCAUAAAGAAGACUAACUGGGCGGAGAGAAAAACUCUAUCCAUCAUAGAACAGCUGAAAAAAUCGCAGCGGCUGCGCAAAAUGAAAAAGAACGACAGCUCCGAAGAUAUUCAGCUCGAGUCGGACAGGCAUUAUACGUACCACCGGAUCGACGGCAAGGUACUCGAGAACGCGCACAAGUCUAGUCGUAGGUCAUCGAAAGUACACUGCCGAAGCGCAAAAUCCUCGGAGUUCGAGUCGGAGUGCUCCGAUUUUCCGAACGGGGAUAUGUACAGCAGCUCGCCGAGACUGGACUAUGGAUCGGAGAGCUGCUCGACGCGGACGAGCCACAACAAGCGGGGAGAGGAGAGGCGCGAGGACGGCAGGUCGCGGCCGACGCCGCCGCGCAAGCCGCUGCGCCUCUCGCUGCACAAGGCACGCAGCGCGCACUCCAUUCUCAACGGUAGCGAGUCCGAGACUCCGAGCAGGCCACCCUCGGAGACGCGCACCGGCGACGGCGGGCCGGACUCGCCACACAAGCGGCCCGUGAAGCGAACGUACGCGGCGGACCGGUGGGCUCGCGAGAAGAUCCGGGACCCGUCGCGCGCCACGCCGCGCCCGCAGCGCAAGCUUCUUCACGGGUUAAGCGCAUGCGAGGCGCCAGCCGCCGACGACCUGUACCCGCAGUCCAUGCACGCACCCGGCUCCGCGCCGCCACGACAUAACGGCCUCGCGCACGCGGGCAAGUGGUGCUAGCGCCUCGCUCCACAUAGAUUUCGUAACAAUGGACCAUAGAAAUUGAAUCACAUUAUCUUUUUAUAUUUGUCAGUUGUAAUAAAUUCAAUUAAAACGAUAAACUCUCAAGGAAUUUAUGUCUGCCUAUGUGAAAUAGGAACAAAAGUUGAGUACAUCUCAUUCUCGAUGUCAUUGGGACUCUUCUGAUGUGUUAUCGUUGCAAAAGGUGUACAAAAUCUUGCCCCAAAUAUUUAAAAUGUAUUAUAUAAGUUAGCUACCUCCGGUUUAAAUAAUUGUGACUGUAAGGACACGGAAGGAUUCCUCGAUUGUCGAUACUCAUUGCCAGUAAUAAACAUUCCAUCACUUGUUAAAAUAUUAAGAGAAUUUCUGUACAUAUCUUUAUUAAUGAUAAGGCCCACCGUUAAAUACUCACCUGUAUGUAAACUUUAUUUAUAUUAAGAAAUUAAA